GCUGGGAUGCCUGAGUCUCCUCUCAGUCCCACGGCAGCCCGUCAAACUCCAGCCGCCAGCAGCCUGCUCAGUCACACAGACAACAGUGCGGCAGAGACGGUUGUUAAUGGGGACUCCUGCCGUGGAGUGAGUGGUGAAAACUGGCAGAGUCUCCACCAUAAACAGGUGUGUCUGGCGAUGAUGUCUCCUCGGCAGAUUCAACAGCUGCUCUCUCCAAACCAGCUGCAGGCUCUGAUCCAGCACAAGCAACAAGCUCUUCUGCUCCAACAGCAACAUCUGAAAGAGUUUUACAAGACUCAACAACAAAAGAUUCACCUGCAGCUGCUUCAACAGCAACCCAGCAAGAAAGUCAAGGAGCUCCCUGCACAGCAGCUGGUGUUCCAGCAGCUCCUCGUCACUGCUCUUUACAUUUAUUACAAGGUGGGUUUCAGCCCAGCAGAGUUGCAGCAGAUAUGGAAGGAGCUGACAAAUGGAUUCACUGAAGAUAAAACCACGAUUAAGAGCAAUUAUGACUCUUCCACUAACGACACCAGGUCGACACAAGUCAGGGGCAGACAGGCCGAUGUCCAGCCGUCUCCCUCUCCUCGCACGACCGAAUGUGCUGAUCGUGCCGCUUCACAUGUUCUCUACAGUCAUGGUGUGUGUAACUGGCCCGGAUGUGAGACCACGUGUGAGAACUUGAACCAGUUCAUCAGGCACAUAGGCAGUGAACACACUCUGGAUGACAGGAGCACAGCGCAGUGCAGAGUCCAGAUGCAGGUGGUUCAGCAGCUGGAGCUUCAGCUCUGCAAAGAGCGGCAGCGUCUGCGGGCGAUGACGGCUCACCUGCAUCUGCCCUCUCCAGAAGCUCAGACUGAUAUGGCUGCUGACCCACAAGCUCCAAAGCUCGGGUCCGUCACCAGCGACCUGACCUCGCUGAGCUCCUCGGACGGGGCACAAGUUUCUCCGCUCCAAUCUCUGGGUCCUGUCAGCUCUCCAUCCCAGGGCUGUGAGGAGGAGUCGCCCCCCCACACAGGAUGUGCCGGGGCCAUGAGACGUCGUCAGCACCCUCUGGUCUACUCGCUGUCCUCAGAAAAUGAGUAUGAGCUUUACAAGAACAGUGACAUCAGACCACCGUUCACCUACGCAACACUGAUCAGACAGGCGAUUAUGGAGGCACCAGACAUGCAGCUGACGCUCAAUGAGAUCUACAACUGGUUCACACGGACGUUCGCUUAUUUCAGACGCAACGCUGCCACGUGGAAGAACGCUGUGCGCCACAACCUGAGUCUGCACAAGUGCUUUGUGCGGGUGGAGAAUGUGAAAGGUGCCGUGUGGACGGUGGAUGAGGUGGAAUUCCAGAGGAGGAGAUCCCAGAAGAUCACAGGGAGUCCAUCACUUAUUAAGAAUGGGACCUCGAACCUUGCUUUGGGGGCAGCUCUGACUGCCAGUUUACAGACAGCGCUGGCUGACACAUCACUGCCAGGAUUCACGAAGGAAAGUGUGAGCAGGAACUCCAGGAGUCAAACACAGGAGAGCAACGGCCACAGUCACCAAAAUAUCUCUGCACGUGUCCAGCAGUCUCUUUUCCUCAAAGACGAAAAACUGAAUCUGGAUGAACCAGAGCGUCAGAUGGCGGCGGUGAAACCAGUCACUCUGCAGCAUGGCAGGACUGGAAAUGACCAGGAGCACUUGUUCGAACUCGAAUGA
Molecule: messenger RNA, 1689 nt
Organism: Limanda limanda (common dab)
Lineage: Eukaryota; Metazoa; Chordata; Actinopteri; Pleuronectiformes; Pleuronectidae
Product: forkhead box protein P2-like
Exons: 17
Coding region: 7-1689 (560 amino acids)
Biological process (GO): regulation of transcription by RNA polymerase II
Cellular component (GO): nucleus
Molecular function (GO): RNA polymerase II cis-regulatory region sequence-specific DNA binding; DNA-binding transcription repressor activity, RNA polymerase II-specific
Source: RefSeq, a predicted model, not a curated record